AUGGAGACGGCAAAUGUGAUGAAGAUUGCGCCGGUGCAGAGUGUGGAUACGAUGGUGGUGACUGCGAAGUGUGUCUGGGUCCAUUUACUUCUGUCCUUUGUUAUUGAACAAGAACUUCAGCAAUCCAAGAACUUCGCUGGCACUGAUGAAAACAUGAUAGGUGUGGCAGUUGGAGUGCCUCCAGAUGUGGCUGUCAAGAAUCUUAGGCAGCUACAGGCGGAGCUGGCGCAGCGUCUAUACACACAUGUCAGCAUAGCUGAAGAUAACGAAGGAUUUAUGGUAUAUGAAUGGAGCGUCGAUGGUGGUCAGGGUAAUCGGAUCUUCACGAUUGAUGAACAGUUAGUUGCAAGGUAG
Cylicostephanus goldi is the source of this 354-nucleotide messenger RNA. The record is from the annotation of a GenBank genome assembly. Lineage: Eukaryota; Metazoa; Nematoda; Chromadorea; Rhabditida; Strongylidae.